AUGUUUAGUUUUUUAAAGCGUGAGAAAGUCAAUCAAGAAAUUGUCGAGAAUGUUAUAGGCGAGUUGAAGAAAAUUUAUAAAACGAAGCUCUUGCCUCUGGAGGAACAUUAUCAAUUCCAUGACUUUCAUUCGCCCAAGCUCGAAGAUCCAGACUUUGAUGCAAAACCGAUGAUAUUAUUGGUCGGCCAGUAUUCCACGGGUAAAACAACAUUCAUACGUUAUUUAUUGGAACGUGAUUUCCCAGGCAUACGCAUUGGACCAGAGCCUACAACCGAUCGUUUUAUUGCUGUCAUGCAUGACGAGAAGGAAGGAAUAAUACCCGGGAAUGCUUUAGUAGUAGAUCCCAAUAAACAAUUUCGGCCAUUGAGCAAAUAUGGCAAUGCAUUCUUGAAUCGUUUUCAGUGUUCGACAGUAAAUUCGCCGGUAUUAGAAGCUAUUUCGAUCGUAGACACGCCAGGUAUUUUAUCGGGUGAAAAGCAACGUAUAGAUCGCGGUUAUGACUUUACCGGCGUUUUAGAGUGGUUUGCGGAACGCGUAGAUCGCAUUAUUUUAUUAUUUGACGCCCAUAAAUUGGAUAUUUCCGAUGAGUUUCGCCGUUCUAUUGAGGCGCUCAAAGGGCACGACGAUAAGAUACGUAUUAUUCUUAAUAAGGCAGAUAUGAUUGAUCAUCAGCAGCUGAUGCGCGUUUACGGUGCGCUAAUGUGGUCAUUGGGAAAGGUAUUACAAACGCCCGAGGUGGCGCGUGUAUAUAUAGGAUCUUUCUGGGAUCAGCCUUUACGUUUCGAUGCUAAUCGCCGUCUUUUCGAAGACGAAGAACAAGACCUCUUCCGCGAUUUACAAUCACUGCCCCGCAAUGCAGCUUUGCGUAAACUUAAUGAUUUAAUCAAACGAGCCCGCCUUGCAAAGGUGCAUGCGUUCAUAAUAUCGGAGCUACGCAAGGAUAUGCCUUCGGUUUUUGGUAAAGAUAGUAAAAAGAAGGAUCUAAUAAAAAAUAUCGGUCAAGUGUACGAUCGCAUACAACGCGAACAUUCAAUUUCGCCUGGCGAUUUUCCCGACACUAAGAAAAUGCAAGAAGUUUUACAACAUCAAGACUUUUCCAAAUUUCAUUCGCUGAAACCACAUCUGUUGGAAGUUGUAGACACAAUGUUAGCCAGAGAUAUUGCCCGUCUAAUGGAAAUGAUACCACAUGAAGAAGUCAGUCUAGUAUCGGAAUCAAUAGUUAAAGGUGGCGCCUUUGAAGGAGUUAUCGAUGACAACGUUUCACCAUUCGGAUAUAUGAAGGGAGAGGGAAUUGAUGCCGGUUACGGUGAACACGAUUGGAUUUGUAAUCGCGACAAAGAACGAACAGAUAAUAUAUUUAAUAAACUGGGACCUGUGGGUGGUAAAAUAUCGGGUCAAGCUGCCAAACAAGAACUAAUUAAAUCGAAAUUACCGAAUUCGGUGCUAAGUAAAAUUUGGAAACUUUCCGAUGUCGAUGGUGAUGGUUUUCUGGAUUCCGAUGAAUUUGCUUUGGCAAUGCAUUUGAUUGGCGUUAAACUGGAAGGCUGUGAAUUGCCGAAUGUACUACCCGAUCAUUUAGUACCACCGCUGAAACGUUGCUAAUGUUCCACCUUUUUUUUAAUCUAAAAUUCAUUAAUUCAAUGUAAUGCUUUGCAAUGCGUAGUAGUCACGUCUCUCUAUAUAUAUAUAUUUAUAUAUAUAUAUAUAUAUGGUUUCAACUAAUAAUUAUUAUUAUGUCUUGUGGUAAACGUGUGCACUUUUUGUUAGUUAGAAAGGAUGAAAAAAAGGAUUCGAGAGAGAACGAAGCAAAAAUUUUGUUUUGUAUUAACAUAAUUUUUGAUUUCAUUUCUUAUAAUGCGAGCAAUCAAUCUCUGUUGCUUACAUUACUCUUACUCUAUGUAUGUAUGUAUGUAUUAUGUGUACGCGUACUGUAAAAUCGUUACAAAGAAGUUCAAAAAACAAAACAAAAGCAAAAAAAAAAAAAA
Molecule: messenger RNA, 1985 nt
Organism: Glossina fuscipes
Lineage: Eukaryota; Metazoa; Arthropoda; Insecta; Diptera; Glossinidae
Gene: Past1
Product: EH domain-containing protein 3
Exons: 3
Coding region: 1-1602 (533 amino acids)
Biological process (GO): endosomal transport; endocytosis
Cellular component (GO): plasma membrane; cytoplasm
Molecular function (GO): GTP binding; calcium ion binding; protein binding
Source: RefSeq, a predicted model, not a curated record